CCCGUGCCGUCCGCAGCGUCCUGUGCGGAGAAUGGUUUUCCUGUGUCGAAGGAAGUGCCUGUUCACUCUUUCCUCGCCUGUGACGGCAGCGUUGUGAUCUGCGACUGAGCUCGCCCUUGCCCGUGCUUGUUCAGAGCACAAUGUAGGUGGAUCGGCGGGACGCACCACUGUUCUUGCUCCCACAACUCGCUAACCAUGUGUUGUUGUUGCUGCUUCCAGAAUCCUGCUCUUGACACAGUCAGUCAUUGUAAGGUGCCGAUGCUGUAGUUGUUCCAUUCUAUUUUGCCUCUGUCUGCAGUUUUGAAGAUUUGCUUGAGUAGAGUCGCCGGGAAGAGCUGGCAUUCAGUGCGGGAAGUGAAGACGCUUUCAGCAACCUGUGCUGCACCUAGUAUGUCCUUGCUGUAAGCGUCGGACGGUGGUCUACUAGUAUCUGUUUGGGAUUGCAGAGCUGUCUCGGAGCGGCAUGCUAGCGUGUCUCGGUGCGCGGGGAACCAUCGGUCCGAUGAGGAAGAUAACGACGCACUGCUGUAGCGGGUGGCCUAGCGAGUGUUGCGCGGCGUCAUCGCCUGGACAGUUCCGAAUGGGCGACAUGGGUCGGCUGGUGUUUGCGUUACUGCUCAUGACCAUGGCUCUUGUGCCAGGUCCGACACAGGCGCUCGACCUAACUACUCGACACUAUUGCGGAGCGAACGUCGACCCAAGUAACAUUGCGUGCAACUGUCCGAAGGUGCAUUGUCAAUGCUUUUAUGAUUCCACACGCAAAGUACACGGCUCGACUGAGUAUCAGACACACUGCAGAGGCCUGAAGGACAUUCCAUCUGGCAUUUAUCCGCUCUCCACGUCUGUCAUCCUGGAGGGCGGUAUCACCAGUCUGGAGACGCUAAGCAACGCCGCAGUUAUUCAGCUACACGUGGUCUCGAUUCUGAAUAUUUCACACAACGCCAUAACGGAACUGACCGGAAACUCCUUUCGCGGAGCGUUGCCGGUUGAGCAUCUAUACCUCAGCCACAACACAAUAUCUAGGAUCGACCCGGGAGAGUUCAAGUCGCUCACAGUGCUUAUCACUCUUGACCUGUCCUAUAACCGGCUGACCUCACUGCCAAGCGGCUUGUUUUCCAACUGCAAGCAUCUGACCGUGUUAAAUCUUCAGCACAAUCAACUCAUUGCCAUACCCCGAUUUGCGUUCCCUGCACGCUCCGUCAUACAAGCACUAUCUCUUUUGGACAACAAAAUCAAUGUCAUUCCACCAAGCUUCUUCUUGGGACUCUCCAACCUUCUUAAUUUAAUUCUAUCAAGUAACCCACUGCAGGGGAGGAUUUCUCAAAUGCAACUUAAUGGACUGACCUCGCUGCAACACCUAGACCUCAGUCUAACCAACAUAACGAAGGACAGCCUGGAUAGCUAUGCGCUGCACAAGCUUACUGCCUUGCAGGAUCUUAAUCUGGAGAGCACCUCGAUGUUCACCAAGGCGGACGCACUCAUGUUCUGGUAUCCUGGAAAUAUGAUCAACUACCUUGAUUUACGCUACACCAACUUCACAAGGCUGUUGGAGAUAGGUGAUAGCACCACUCAGCCACCAACCUGUCGUCUGGAAACAUUAGACGCUAUAGGCAGUAAGAUCGCUUCACUCAAGUGGAGUCCUGGAUUUGAGCUGUGCACGCUUUGUGACAAGCUUGAAGCCAUUGACUUCUCGUUCAGUGACUUGUGGGAGAUUGACAAUCUGCAAGGGUGCACUGAGCUCACCGACCUCUUGUUGAAUCAUGCCAAGUUCACAUCCAAGUCAAUUGAAAACACCUUCUUCAACCACACGUCUGUCCGCCAUAUAGAUCUGACAAACAAUAGGAUUGAUCGGAUAAGCAACAAAGUAUUCGGAUACAUGCCUAACCUCGAAACGCUGAAACUUGACAACAAUGCCCAGCUGGCGUUUAUUGACCCGGACGCAUUCAGCGGCCUGACAGGUCUUAGAUUCCUUUCUAUGACCUAUACUCCAAGAGUAACAAGUCUUCCGCUGGGUUCGUUUAAUAUGAACUUGCGUGAGUUAUACAUCCAGGGUAACAGUGGAAUCCGCCACUUCCCACAGCUGACUGAGCUGAGUAGGUUGUUGAUUGCCAAGCUGUACUAUCCAUACCACUGCUGUCAGUACCAAGCGGCGGCAGAGAAGGAAAGGGAUAGAAAAGCGGCUAUAGCAGCUGCGGCUACAACGAGUCUAGUGUCUCCAACACCAGUGUCCACGCCGUAUUUCGAGCAGCCCACCGCAGUCAACGUGAGCGGCUUCCAUGAUGGCCGAACUGGCCUCGUCGAUAGGCAUAACGAAGAUGAAGAGCGUCGCUACAAUGAAACAUGGUUAAAGGGUAAUGUCGAGCGGAUACCCAUGUACUCGCCUGCCGCGGCGGGCGAUCCGAAGAAGGAUCUGCUGUGCAGCCCGGAAGUCACCCCGUUUACUCCGUGCAGGGACAUGUUCGCCGAGUUGUGGCUGCGCAUCAUCGCCUGGUGCGUGUCUCUGCUGGCCCUGGGCGGGAACAUCACAGUGAUCAUUGUCAUCAUCUUUGGCAAGCACAAGAUGGACAACACGCACUAUCUUGUGCUGAACCUGGCCAUGGCUGACCUGUGCAUGGGCGUCUACCUGCUCAUACUGUGCGUAGUGGACGCCAGCACGCGCGGUGAUUUCAGCGCCACCGCCCUGGACUGGAUGGCGUCGCCGCAGGCCAAGGUGGCCGGAGUGCUGGCCGUCCUCAGCACCGAGAUGAGCUUCUACACACUGACGCUGAUCACCAUCGAGCGCUACAUCACCAUCCAGCUGGCCAUGAACAAGUACAAGGUCACGCGAAAACGCCUGUACCUGCUCGUCGGCAUCGGAUGGGUGUUUGCGCUCACCCUGGCAUUGUUGCCCGUCGCAGGGAUAUCGUCCUACACUAACAACAUUCUUGCACUGCCGUUUGACAUCAGCACCGUAGUGGACAAGACCUACGUUGCGUUUGUGCUGAUCUUCAACGGCCUCUGCAUCGUGCUGAUCAGCGUUUGCUACACUGGGAUCUAUUUGAAGGUGCGCUUCUCGUCUGUUUUCAGCGAGAAAGACAACACGAUUGCACGUCGCAUGGCGCUGCUGGUGCUAGUGGAUCUAGCAUGCUGGUUACCUCUGGCUGUGCUCGGUCUGGCAGCCACAUUCACUGGUGAAGUGCUGGUGGGCUACGAGGCAGCUAAGAUCUUUGCAGUGUUCGUGUUCCCACUGAACUCCUGUGCCAACCCGUUCCUGUACGCUAUCGUCACUAACCACUUCCAACGUGAUCUGAUCCACAUUCUCAAGACGUUCCCGGAGAAGGUCGGUGAUUUGUCACGUCGACGCAGCUCGGUGGUCAAGGGCACUCCGCAGCCAUCUGACUCUAAGAGCUUGCUUCAACACAUCGCCCAGUACGUGGCACAGGAAGCUCGUAGAAAUCUGAACGGCCAGGAGGGAAGUGGAGCAUCGUACAACAACAACAACAACAGCUCCACAAUGCCGGCAUUGACUUCAACUGGCGGUCAAGUACCCAAUCCAGCAGCAGCAGGAGCAGCAGCGCAGGACAACAGGCGACGGACUGUGUUUCCAUUUGAUGCACGCCUGGCAGCGGCCUCGCAGCUAGACGCGGAGAGCAGUUCCGAAGGCAAUAGUUCACUGAUGUCACCCAUGCCUGGGAGCGGCGAGAACUGCGAGCGUCGUGGUACUAUCAUCAGCUACCAGGCCAGCCAGAUCACCGACAUCACAGAGUGCGGCGUCUGCGCGGCGCCGUCCGAGGCUGGCGACACCGCGCACACUCCGACGUCGACGAACGGCAGCGGCGGUGAUCUGGAGUCGUCGUCCUCACACCGUGUAUUGCCACCACCGGCUGUCACCACUGGUGCUGCCGUUCUGCCCGAGAUCUCGGAGCAAUCGGACAGGAGCUCCUCGUCCACGGCAGCAGCAGCAGCGGCAAUAACGAGUGUCGGCAGUAGUGCUAGUAGUGGUAGUGCCGGGCCCAAGUCACCGCCGGCUCUACCCAACCCGUCUUCAUCGCCGCCGUCGCGCAUUGUCGGCGGCCUGCUGAUGGGCGCGCUGAGUGCGUUUACACCUAUACUGGCCAGCCAUUCCAGCGCCAGGGCCGCCGCAGCAGCGAAAGCCCAAGAAGAAUCUACAGCGGAGGUGCACACAGCAACGUCAGGCACUGGUACGACUAACCUGGUUGCCACGGCAGCCGUCACUCCGGAAACUAUCGACGAAAACUCCAUGGUGACUGAGAAGGCGGACGUGGAGGCCAUGGAGAGUGAGCGGGAGAAGACUUCGGAGUGUUACAGAGCUGUGAAGCGCUCCUCUGCGGCCAGCAGUGUUAGCAUGUUCGGUUCUACUUCGGCCCAUCAACCCCAUCAAAGCUCCCCAGUUCCGACAUCGGACAAAGAGCCGUUCUGCGGGGGACUUAUCGAGACCUCACUGUAAACAGCCUGCAAAAUAAUGAUUGUAGUACGUGUUGACCUGCAGUGUGUGCAUGUAGGCGACUGUUGACUACAGACGUUUGAGACGCAUGAUGGAGGACUUGAGAGCAGCUCCUCUGCAUGUUCACUUGCGUACAUCUAGUGUAAGCAAGCAGCCUUGACGCCGUUGAAACAAACACACGUUGAUGACCGUCAUCCUAUGGUAACGCUUUAUAGUACGCUUUUUGGUUGCAAACAAUGACGACUACUGUUGUAUUCUUUUUACGAUGCUACCAUUCUGUCAUAUAUAUAUAUAUACUUCGAAGUACGCAUUUUAUGACCGAACAUGAUGGUACUCUUUGCCGUAGCAGAAUUUAGGUAUUUUACUACUUUUUUUCUUGCAACACUGGCACAAACAAAGUGCAUGAUAUGAACCGUAGUACCAAGAGUACAUAACCCCCUAGAGUGUGCAACGCCUGAUCCAGCUCUGCAUAGGGUCUUGGUCGAGCGGAAUCGGAUCUUUGCGUCAUAAUACCGUACACAUCUGAGGGGAACCCGGGGAGUCGCGGGUACUCUCGGAUUAAAAACAACGGUGCCCUGCCUUGCGCUGGUGUACAUGGAGUGUACGCAUGACAUCAGAAGGUCCGAUUCCGCUCGACCAAGACCCUAUGCAGAGCUGGAUCGGGUUAUGUACUCUUGGUAGUACUAGUACCAGGGAGCCCUAUUUAUGUGUAGGGCUCCGUGACUGGUUGCUACAUUGCACGUUGGGGAUAUCAUCUGAUAGUCUGGAAUCCUGGUGGGCCAUUUUUGAUUCUCAGUUAAUAUUCUAGCUGUAUAUUCUCAUACUGUUUAUUAUUAGCCAAUUACAAAAACAUAUCCUUUUAUCCUAUCUUACAUUACAACGCCUCUCCAUUCUGUUUCACAACCCAGAAAGUCCAGGCAUGAGUUUGAUGCAUUGCACUAUUAUUAUCUUACAUCAGACAGUGCAUAUUGAA
This is a messenger RNA of Sycon ciliatum, 5417 nucleotides long. RefSeq names its product leucine-rich repeat-containing G-protein coupled receptor 5-like. Gene Ontology annotation, biological process: adenylate cyclase-activating G protein-coupled receptor signaling pathway; activation of adenylate cyclase activity; hormone-mediated signaling pathway. Gene Ontology annotation, molecular function: protein binding; G protein-coupled peptide receptor activity; protein-hormone receptor activity. The record is from RefSeq and is a predicted model, not a curated record. Gene Ontology annotation, cellular component: plasma membrane. Lineage: Eukaryota; Metazoa; Porifera; Calcarea; Leucosolenida; Sycettidae.